Messenger RNA from Talpa occidentalis (Iberian mole), 1713 nucleotides. It is a transcript of the gene DAP3, whose product is annotated as death associated protein 3. Gene Ontology annotation, cellular component: mitochondrial small ribosomal subunit; mitochondrial ribosome. Lineage: Eukaryota; Metazoa; Chordata; Mammalia; Eulipotyphla; Talpidae. Gene Ontology annotation, molecular function: structural constituent of ribosome. Gene Ontology annotation, biological process: apoptotic process. The record is from RefSeq and is a predicted model, not a curated record. The transcript is spliced from 13 exons. Bases 275 to 1468 code for a protein of 397 amino acids.
CCCCUCCCCCAUCCUUACCGCCGCGCUCCCGGAGGUCCAGGUCCGGGAGGUGACAGUGGCUCCCAGGAAGCUAAGGACGGAGCCGCUGAGGGAGUACUUAGGCCCUAAGGCCUCCCCAGGCAGUUCUACUCACCGUGUCAGAGGCCGAGGCCGACAGAGAUGAGAGUGCAGGGAAGUGGGGAAGAGGGGGCGGCCGCCACCAGGCUCCUCCGCUCCCUUGGUCCACGGCGGAUCCCUCACGCUUGUCAGGAGGCAGCCAGCGAGUGCAGGGACAAUGCUGAAAAGAAUGACAAGGCUUAUCUCCAGGGUCCAUAAGUUGGGCCCUGGACAUUUCUUGCAUACGGGGAUCCAGACACCCCAAAGCCUUGCUGCUCACCUAGAUAACCACGUUCCAGUUGAGAGUUCCAGAGCUGUUUCUCGAACCAGUGAAAAUGACCCGGCCAACCAUGGAGAACAGCAUGAAGGUCAGCACUACAGCAUACCCCUCCAGGAUCUGAAGACUGUGUUCCCCCAUGGCCUUCCUACUCGCUUCGAAAAGCAGGUAAAGACAUUCAAUGAAGCAUGCCUGAUGGUGAGGAACCCAGCCUUAGAGCUACUACAUUACCUGAAAAACACCAAUUUUGCCCAUCCAGCUAUACGCUAUGUUCUCUAUGGGGAGAAGGGAACAGGAAAAACCCUCAGUCUUUGCCAUAUUAUUCAUUUCUGUGCGAAACAGAACUGGCUGAUAUUGCAUAUUCCAGAUGCCCAUCUUUGGGUGAAAAACUGCCGGGAUCUUCUGCAGUCCACAUACAACAAACAGCGCUUUGAUCAACCUUUAGAGGCUUCGACCUGGCUGAAAAAUUUUAAAACUGCAAAUGAGCGUUUCUUGAGUCAGAUAAAAGUUCAAGAGAAGUAUGUCUGGAAUAAGCGAGAAAGCACAGAGAAGGGCAGUCCCUUGGGAGAAGUGGUUGAACAGGGCAUAACGCGAGUGAAGUGUGCCACAGAUGCAGUCGGGAUUGUGCUUAAAGAGCUAAAGAAGCAAACUUCUUUGGGUGUUUUCCACCUCCUGGUGGCAGUGGAUGGCGUCAACGCUCUCUGGGGAAGGACUACACUAAAAAGAGAAGAUAAAACCCUGAUUGCGCCAGAGGAAUUAGCACUUAUUUACAAUCUGAGGAAAAUGCUGAAAAAUGAUUGGCAUGGAGGUGCCAUUGUGUUGACAUUGAGCCAGACUGGUUCUCUCUUUAAGCCCCGGAAUGCCUAUCUGCCCCAGGAGUUGCUGGGAAAGGAAGGUUUUGAUGCCCUGGAUCCCUUUAUUCCCAUCUUGGUUUCCAACUAUAACCCAAAGGAAUUUGAAAGUUGUAUUCAGUAUUACUUGGAGAACAAUUGGCUUCAACAUGAGAAAGCUCACACAGAAGAAGGAAAAAAGGAACUGCUAUUCCUGAGUAAUGGGAAUCCUGGGCAGCUGGAGCGACUCUGUGCCUACCUCUAAGCCAGGAUCACGGCAUGCAUGGAAGACAGUGGACAUUUACUUUAAUGGCCCCAAUCAGAUGGGGAGUUCACAGUGCCCAAGAGAGCCGCCAGCCCCUGUCCUCAUGGGACUGGACAGCACCGCAGUUAGCUCCAGACCUUCAUUGAAAUGGGUUACUUUGUGAAGUGACUCUACUGACGACAAGACAGCUGCUUGUUCCUGAAACUAAUAUCAGUUUAUUAGAUGUGAAAUAAUUAUAAAUACUU